Molecule: messenger RNA, 462 nt
Organism: Trichoplax adhaerens
Lineage: Eukaryota; Metazoa; Placozoa; Uniplacotomia; Trichoplacea; Trichoplacidae
Exons: 7
Coding region: 1-462 (153 amino acids)
Cellular component (GO): Golgi apparatus
Molecular function (GO): antiporter activity; GDP-fucose transmembrane transporter activity
Source: RefSeq, a predicted model, not a curated record
AUGGUCCAAAUUUCUGUUUCUGUUAUGAUAUUAGGAGCAGUAAUUGCUGCAAUAAACGACUUCACCUUUAAUUUUAUUGGCUACUUUGCCGUACUAAUUAAUAACCUAUCAAGUGCUUUAAAUGGGGUUUACACGAAGAAAAAAAUCGAGACUAAGGAACUCGGCAUUUUUGGCCUCAUGUUUUAUAACGCAUUAGUAAUGACUAUACCGGCAAUCCUUCUAACAUCUUACCAAGGGGAUUUCAACAAUGCUCUAAACUAUAGCGGGUGGAGUGAUUACUAUUCUACUAUGUGCUUUAUGGCAUCAUGUGUUUUAGGAAUCGUCCUUGUAUAUUCGACAAUGUUAUGUACAAAAUAUAACACUGCCCUAGCAACUUCAAUUAUAGGGUGUUUAAAGACAACAGCGAUCAAAUACCAGCCGCUGCCUGAUUACAUGCCGGCAGGAAAUCCCUAUCUUGCAUAA